This is a messenger RNA of Stylophora pistillata, 2344 nucleotides long. RefSeq lists its product as uncharacterized. NCBI's taxonomy places the organism in Eukaryota, Metazoa, Cnidaria, Anthozoa, Scleractinia, Pocilloporidae. Gene Ontology annotation, biological process: amino acid transmembrane transport. The record is from RefSeq and is a predicted model, not a curated record. Gene Ontology annotation, cellular component: vacuolar membrane. Gene Ontology annotation, molecular function: L-amino acid transmembrane transporter activity.
GGCGGUCAAAGUUAGAGGCCAUUUGUGUUAUUUUGCGGAGAAUGCAUCAAGAUGAUGGGGCGAGAAGUUCCAUCAAGAUGUUCGCCAAUAUAUUUAUUUCGUUUAUCGGCGCUGGAAUUUUGGGAAUGCCUCACGCUUUUAAAGAGGCAGGAGUUAUCGAGGGAAGUGCGAUCAUGGCAUUGAUUGGUACUCUAAGUGUAAAAGCAAUGUUACUGAUUAUUGACUGCAAGAAAAAAUUAACAUGGAAAAAAAUGGACCACGUAAAUGGAGCCGUAAUUUCAGUCGAUGGAAAGGUUGCUUCAGAGGAGAAAGAAUUAUUGAAGUCCGCUGAAAGUGGAGAAGUAACAGACAAAGUAAUGGAAGAAGGGGUGGAUGAUCACCUAAGUACAGCCCAUGAGAUUGAUUAUGGAGAUCUUGGUUUUCAUGCAUUGGGAAAUUCUGGCAGAGUCUUAGUUGAUACAAGCAUAGUAAUUUCUCAAAUAGGAUUUUCUUGUGCAUAUUUAAUUUUUAUCUCAGAUACCCUUAACAGCAUGUUGCCAGUUCUCAGCAAACACCAAUACUUAAUGACUCUUCUACCUCCACUUGCUGUUUUGGUAAACUUCAGACAUUUAAAGAAAUUAGCUGUAUUCAGCCUUUUUGCAGAUUUUGCCAAUGUAUUUGCCUACUGUGUAGUCUUUUGGUUUGAUUUUGCACAAUUUGAGAAAGUCAAGAUUCACCCACAAAUCGCUAGGAUAAGUGGGCUUCCAUUUUUCUUGGGAGUGGCAAUAUAUUGUUAUGAGGGGGCAGGAUUAAUAUUAUCAUUGGAAGCAUCCUGUGCUAGAGAUUCACGAGAUAAAUUUAGAUCAGUAUUUAAGCUGACAUUGUUCUUAGUCACAACACUGUAUAUUGCCUUUGGUGCCUGUGGUUACCUGUCUUUUGGAGAACUCACACAGCAAAUGAUCACUCUUAAUUUACCUUUUGGUCCUUUUCCUGCUGUGGUUCAAUUGUGUCUCUGUUUCUCAUUAUUUUUUACAUACCCAAUUAUGAUGUUCCCUGUAGUGCUAUUAUUGGAGAAGAAACUUCUUCCAGAUGGAGGGAAAAGCAGUUAUUACCAAGGGACUAUUUUACGAGCCUGUGUUGUGGUACUAUCUGGCAUUGUUGUGCUUGUUAUUCCUAACUUUUCCACGCUCAUGGCAUUCUUUGGAUCUAGCUGUUGUACUCUGUUAGGGUUUGUUUUACCUGGAAUAUUUCACUUGCGAAUUUUUGAAGGGCAUCUCACCAAAGGGGAAUGGUUUAUUGACAUAUUAAUCAUAUUUCUUGGAUUAGUUGGUGCUGUUAUAGGAACAAGAGAUGCUCUUUUGAGGCUGCUGUCUGGUUCAUAGUUUGGUAGUGCUUUAUCUCAGACAUGAAACAGAGUUUUUUUUUUAUAUGUUUUGUUUAUUUAUUCAUCAAAAUCCAAACCUCCAAGAAAAUAGAAUUAAAUAAUUCUGAAAAGGAGGACAAAAUAGAAGAGUGAUAGAGAAUUUAAGAUAUGACUGCAAAAAAUAUGUAUCUCUUAAACAAAACUCUUUAAGUCAACUUUUAGUGGAAUUGCAGUUUAAUUCAUGAACAUCCUCUCAUAUAAAACUAAUUAUUAGGCAAUUGUCAGUAGAAAAUAGAUGUUUAUAUAGUUAAGAGAUCAUUAUUUUUAGAGAAAAGCUUGCAAUAUUAGCUGUGUUUGAAAUUAACGUUGAUUCCAGAUGUUGUUUUUCUCAAAGUGCUGUAGAGUAUUCAGGGGGUGGGGUGGGUGGGUGUGUUAUGUGCUUCUUCUGUUUGGUGGAUACUGUAUAUAUCUGUAAUUCAAAAUAACCAUUUCAGAACAAGUAAUAGGUCAUUAAGAGAUAUUUCACACUGUACAGAUAUUUUUCCAAUUUAUAGGCAAAGGGUACUUGUCAACAUAUGAAGGGCUAAAUUAUAUUUUUCGAAUUGACAAAUAAAUGUAAUUUACAAAGAAAGUAACAAUUUUACCUGCUAUACUGACAGAGGGGCAUACGCAAAAUUAUCCUGUGACAAACAUUUUCAAGCAACUUUUCUUCCCUUUCUUUUUAAGGAAUGUAAAGAAAACAUUUUCCUAUUCGGAAAACCAUAUUUUAAAAAGCAGGUAUUUUUUUCUUAAAGAACUCGUUAACAAGCCAAAUUUUAGGUAUGACCUGCAUAUUAUGUUACAAACCGGAACAAAGAUGGAGGAGGUAGGGGGUUGGGGUAGAGGGCCGGCAUCUUUUAUUUAUCACAUGGUAUUUUACAGAAAAUUAGGUAGUUUUUAAUGUAAAGAUAAUGAAUCUUCGUGUAGGUAAACGAAUAGCAAAAUAAAUGCAGCUGUAAAUUC